AUGGGACAAAAGCGAAAUAACAUCCCACCCAAGACCUCGUUCUUGCAAUUACCGCCCGAGCUUCGUCUGAGGAUCUACGAAGAAGCUCUCAUCUGUCCAAAUGACUAUGUCGACAAGCCGAUGAUAGUCAUUCAGGAUCGCGGCAAUGUCUUCACCACACGCGGCAAGUAUAGAGCCAUGUCAAUGUGUCCGAGCUGGCAAGGUGAUGAUGGCACAGCACGCAAGCUGCUAGGCCUUAAUCACCAGAUCCACGACGAAACAGAAGACUUCCUAUACUCUCAACACACAUUAUUCUUCCGGAACUCGUUUGAUCUCGACCGAAUAGGACAGUUCCUCGACACGCUGAGCCGUACAGCACGCCAUCGGAUUCGCAGCGUCGGAUUCGAAAUAUUCUUCUUCGUCCAUGCCGAGCCAGGUGUCCCCAAACGGACCAUGAAGCAGUACGCCCGCGCUAGCAAAAUCCUUGCAGAAAGACUCCCCCGAUGGAAGAGUGUCUUUUUCUACCUCGAUCCACGAUUCUACUAUCCCUCCACCCAAGCCGGAGGCGGGAAAGGCAAAGGUCCUGCUCGCGGUGUCCUCGAUCUAGCGACUCGUUUCGGGGUGGUGUGCAACGAUGUCACCUUCUCCCCUUUACCAGAGAGCGAUCACCAUCUCCUUGAGGAGGCCCAGCAAAUCGUCUGGCGAAGUAGCUCGCCGGACCGGCGCGCUCCGGGCGAGAGCCGCCGAUCGAUGAAGUGUUCUUCACAAGAUCCAAACGAAGAUGAUCUUGAAGGGUACUUUGCGUCGAUGUCUAUCCACCACCGGCCGAUUCAUUUGUGA
Molecule: messenger RNA, 819 nt
Organism: Penicillium argentinense
Lineage: Eukaryota; Fungi; Ascomycota; Eurotiomycetes; Eurotiales; Aspergillaceae
Exons: 1
Coding region: 1-819 (272 amino acids)
Source: RefSeq, a predicted model, not a curated record